Messenger RNA from Triticum urartu, 485 nucleotides. NCBI's taxonomy places the organism in Eukaryota, Viridiplantae, Streptophyta, Magnoliopsida, Poales, Poaceae. The record is from RefSeq and is a predicted model, not a curated record.
UGCCGAUUCCAAAAAGAGAGAAUGAAAUCACUCCAUCCCGGGUUUUGACGGCUUUAUUAACCUCCUCCUCCUCCUCUGCUUCCCCGCCGAAACCAAAAAACCCUCGUUCCCCACUCUCCUCUGGAUUGCCCUCCUCCUCCCUCGGCGGUUUGUUCAUCGCCUCCGCUGAAAAAUCAAACCCAAAACCAAGAAAGGGGGCGAAAAUGGCCGAGGCGAACUCGUACGAGGAGCAGCGCAGGAGGCAGGUGGAGGAGAACAAGCGGAAGCUGGAGGAGCUGCGCCUGCACCACCUCCCCGCCGCCGUCCGGGGGGCCGCCGUCAAGCCCAGCAGUCUCGUUUGGCUGGUGUCGCAGAAGAGGAAGGCCCCGAAGCCGCGGGGCGCCGCCGAUGACGCCCCGCCCCGGCGGUCCGGGCGGAUCGCCACCCUCCCCGAGCAGCCCGACUACCGCGACAAUGUACGUGCUCCGCAACUAAGGGGCCCGUAG